This is a messenger RNA of Rhizophagus irregularis DAOM 181602=DAOM 197198, 1622 nucleotides long. RefSeq lists its product as uncharacterized. The record is from RefSeq and is a predicted model, not a curated record. Lineage: Eukaryota; Fungi; Glomeromycota; Glomeromycetes; Glomerales; Glomeraceae. Gene Ontology annotation, molecular function: oxidoreductase activity, acting on paired donors, with incorporation or reduction of molecular oxygen; monooxygenase activity; heme binding.
GAUUCAUUUCCAAUAAUACUCCUGGUAACAUCCAUAAUAUGUUACUUCACCUACAAGUAUUAUAUAUAUCCAUUUUAUUUUUCACCAUUAUGUAAAAUUCCAGGUCCAUCACCAGAUCAUUUUCUUUUUGGUAACUUAAUGCAAAUUAUUAAAUCAGAUGUAGGAAUUCCACAUAUUGCAUGGGCAGAAAAGUAUGGAGGUAUAGUGAUGUAUAGAGGAUUGUUUAAUAAACCGAGGAUAUUUAUAACGGAUUCUAAAGCUCUACUGCAUGUUAUGGUCUCUUCUGUGUAUGAUUACCCUAAACCACCUGGUUUUAUCCGUGAUUUAAAACCUUUAUUGGGAAGUGGAAUAUUGCUAGCUGAAGGUGAUACCCAUAAAAGACAACGUAAAAUGAUGAAUCCUGCUUUCAGUUUUACUAAUGUUAAGGAAAUGAUACCAACAUUUGCUAAAGUUGGUCAUAUAAUGAAAGAUUUGUGGAUAAAAGAAAUUGGAGAUAAUGAAAAAUCACAAAUUGAUAUUAUGACUUAUUUAUCAAAAGCAACAUUAGAUGUCAUAGGUUUAGUCGGCUUUAAUUAUGAAUUUAAUUCUCUCACUUCUAAGAAUGAAUUAGCAGAAGCUUAUACGAUGAUAUUCACUCCCCAAAAUCGUCGUAGCACUUUACUUCGUAUUAUGUCGAAUUACAUCCCUUUCUUUAACAAACUUCCGAUAGAAUUUAAUAUUCGUACAAGAGAAGCAUCACGUAUAAUUGACCAAGUUUCCAAUAAACUGGUUACCGAAACAUUGGAUAAAGCAAAACUUGGUGAAUUAGAAGGAAACGAUUUAUUAACAAUAUUAAUUAGACAAAAUGAACAAACUGCUAUCAAAGAAGAUAGAAUGACUGAACAUGAACUUAAAAAUCAAAUAAUGACUUUUCUUGCCGCUGGUCAUGAAACAACCAGUGUUGCUAUUGGUUGGGCUUUAUAUUUUCUUUCAAAAAAUAUCGAAGUACAAAAUACUCUUAGAAAUGAAUUAUUAGAGGCCUUUCCUGAUAAGGAUUUUAUUCCUACUUUUGAUCAAAUUAAUUCUCUGGAAUUCCUGAAUUGUGUGGUUAAAGAAACACUAAGAGUUAAUCCUGCAGUUCCAAUGACUAUACGUACAACAAAAAAAGACGAUGUAAUUGGCGGAUACAUGAUCCCAAGGGGUACACCAAUAUUUCUCUUCAUGAACACAAUCCACCGGCUUCCCUCAAUAUGGGGUUCAGAUGCAUCCACUUUUAAACCUUCACGUUGGUUAGAUCCUAAUCUUACUUCAAUUCAAACAAAUUAUACUUACAUCCCUUUCUUAACGGGUCCUCGUUCUUGUAUUGGUAACAAAUUAGCUUUAAAUGAAUUUAAAGUUAUGCUGGCAAUCUUAAUUAGAAAUUUCAAAUUUACGGAAAUUGAUGGUUUCGAAGUGAAAAGUAAAUUAGCAAUAUCACUUAGACCUGAUCCUACUAUAAAGCUUUGGGUUGAGAAAUUAAUUUAAGAUUAUAUUGUAUACUUAUACAUAAUUUUUUUUAUAUUAUGUAAUAAUAAUGAUAACAUGCAACAAUUGCAAUGCUUUAAAUAAAUAUUAAAAAUAAAUAAACUUGGUAAUUAUUUAUU